GAAAAAAACCUCUGCUGUGUUAGAGUGCAGUGAACAUGGCUGAUGCCUAUCGGUAUCGGUUUUAAUCAUGUUUUGGUUAUGACUCUGUUCGUUCUUAUAUCUCUCUCAUUGUAUAGCGAAAAGAGGUGCAAAUGAGUUCCCUUAUCACUGUGAUUGGGAGCUAAGACCUGGCUUGGUUGUUUUAUAUGUGUCCGGAAGAAUUUCACAGACGUCCAUUUGGGCUUCAAGCUCCUCUUGUUUUCGGUAUUGCUGUCGGUGAAACAUAACCUCAAUGGCGAAGCACAUUGCGGAGCAGAAGCUGAAGGCCUUCUCCAUUGGCUCCAUGGGGAAAAGGCCUAUGUCUAAGAAGGAACAAGAAGAGCAAAGAAAGAAAGAACAGGAAGAAGCUGCAGCACAGGCAUUUCAAGAAUUUGUGGCCACAUUUAACGAUGCCCCAAGCAAUAAAUCUAGUGGCAAAGUUUGGGUUAAAGCAGGAACAUAUGAUGCAGGGAAACGGCAGGAAGAUACCAAGGAGAAAGGUAAACUGUACAAGCCCACCUCCAGAUUAGAGGAGAAGUCAUCUUCUGCUGAUCAGGCACAAGAAUAUGCUCGUCUCUUGGGAGACCGGAGCAAACCUGAAAGGCCUGGGAAAAAGAAAGAACGUGAAAAAAGGAAAAGCAACCUGGAGCUUUUCAAAGAAGAAUUGAAAGUAAUCCAAGAGGAGCGAGAAGAGAGGCACAAAUAUAAGGGCAUUGUGAAAUCAACUGUUGGGAGCAUUUAUGAAACCGAGGACUCAAGUAACAAAAUUGGAUCAUUUGAUAAUGGAGAUCCCACAACAACAAACCUGUACUUGGGAAAUUUAAAUCCAAAAAUUACUGAACAGCAACUAAUGCAAGUUUUUGGAAAAUAUGGUCCCUUAGCAAGUAUUAAAAUAAUGUGGCCUAGGUCAGAUGAAGAAAAGGCUAGAGGUCGCAAUUGUGGGUUUGUAGCCUUCAUGAACAGGAAAGAUGGAGAAAGGGCUCUGAAACACAUAAAUGGCAAAGAUGUGAUGCAGUAUGAAAUGAAGCUGGGCUGGGGGAAGGGUGUACCGAUCCCCGCUCAUCCUAUUUACAUACCCCCUGCCAUGCUGCAGCUUACUUUACCGCCUCCCCAUUCAGGGCUUCCCUUCAACGCCCAACCUAGUCGGCGGGACAGGGACAAAGUUCCAAAACUUAAACCCAGUGACCCCUACCCAACAGACCCAGAGCAGAAAGCUGUGCUGGAUAAAAUUCUAUAUAAUGCUGUUGUGAAAGUUGUAAUACCUACCGAAAGGAACAUACUCAUGCUCAUUCAUCGCAUGAUUGAAUUCGUCAUUAGAGAAGGCCCUAUGUUUGAGGCUAUGAUAAUGAAUCGGGAGAUAAAUAAUCCCAUGUUUAGAUUCCUAUUUGAGAAUCAAAACCCGAUGCACAUAUAUUAUCGGUGGAAGUUAUUCUCCCUUCUUCAGGGUGACCUUCAAGCUAAAUGGCGAACAGAAGAGUUUCGUAUGUUUAAAGGAGGAUCCGUUUGGAAACCACCUCCAAUGAACCCGUAUACUCAAGGAAUGCCGGAAGAGUUAGUUGAAUAUGAUGAAGUUGAUUCUCGCAAGGGUUCACUGUCACUCUCUCAACGAGAAAGGCUAGAAGAACUAUUAAGGAAUAUUUCGCCAGAGAGAAUCAAAGUUGCUGAAGCCAUGGUUUUCUGCAUAGAGCACAGUGACUCUGCUGAGGAAAUUUGCGACUGCAUUCAAGAAUCUUUGUCUAAUUCAACAACACUUAUGGCCAAAAAAAUUGCCAGAUUUUAUCUCAUCUCAGAUAUUCUUCACAACUGUGGAGUCAGUGUGAAUAACGCUUCAUACUAUAGAAAGGCCUUUGAAAGCCGUUUAAUGCCCAUCAUGGUGGAAAUGCAUGCUGCAUACACCAAGCAAGAAAGCAGGUUAAAGGCUGAAGGCUUCCGCAUGCGAGUACUGACUGUUUUCAAAGCAUGGCAAGAGUGGGCAGUCUAUCCUCGCAGUUAUCUGAUUGCUUUGCAAAACACAUUUUUAGGACUGAGUUGUGACACUGCUCGGAUAAGUGAUCCAGAAAGUGAUGAUAAUGUGGAGCCAGAUCCAGACAUUGAUGGAGCACCUUUAUCCCCUAUGGGGCGUCUGAACCGAAUGGAUGAUAUUGAUGGAGUUCCCCUUCUGAAAGGUGCUCUGAAAGGCAUUGGAGAAUACAGCGAUGAUAUUGAUGGUAUUCCUAUGGAUGAUGAUAUUGAUGGUGUCCCUCUGGAUGAAGACAGAAGACCUAGUGGCAAGAAAGGGAUGCCUGCAGGAUUUGUUCCAUCCCGUUGGGAAACUGUUGAUCCGGAGCAAGUUGAAGCUCAAGCAAUGACGACAAGCAAGUGGGACCAGUUGGAAAAUCAAGAUGGAUAUGAUUUUGAUGAUGACGACAGUGUUAGCAAUGAAGACAAUUCAUUAGACAGCAAUCCUAUGCACUCAAGUUCUAGAGAUGAAGGGAAACGUGCUCGCUUACGGGAUAUUGAGGUCAAAGCCAUGCAAUACCAGGAUGAGCUUGAGUCGGGGCAGAGAGCUCUUAAGUCAGGUUGGAAUAUUUCUCAGCAAGUAGAACACUACCGAAGAAAGCUGUUGCGCAAGGCUGAGCGGGAAGCUCAAAUUGCCCGAGAGGAAAAGCUGGACAAGAAAGAUAAGAAACGAGACAAAAAAGACCGAUCAGAUAGAAGUAGGAGGAGUCUAUCUCCAGAGGAUGAUGCCCAUUACCGAGACAGCUCGGUUGGUUCGCGAUCAAGAUCUAAACGUUCCAGAAGUUGGUCUGGUAGCCCAGGUCCCUCCAAGCGCUCACACCGGUCCAGAAGUAGGAGCCCGCUUAGCUCAAGAAGCAAAAGACGCUCCAGCAGAUCUCCCUAUACAUCAGGAAGCAAACGUCGAGGUGGCUCGCCACUCUCACCCAGUCCUACCAGGCUCAAGCGAAGAGGUUCCCCUUCACCACAGCGCUCAAAACAUAGAGGAUUAUCACCACAGUCACCGCGCAAUUCCAGGCGCAGAAAUUCUGUCUCUCCUUCACCACCACCUCGCAGCAAACACCAUGCAUUAUCUCCAAGCCCACCACCUCGGAAGCACAAACAUAAGCAUAAGUACUGAUAUGUAUUUUAAGAAUGUUUUGUUUAUUUUGUGUUGUUGCAGAAAAGAAAAAAUUGUUCAUAUUACUCAAGAAGGGCAUUUUACUUUAAAAUGCAUUGUGUACCUUCAAUUAAACUUGUCAAGUUGCUUGUAUAUAAUUUUAUUUAGACUGAUGUCAUUUUGAAAGGCUUUAUCAGGACUGCACAAUUUAAGAGCUUUGACAUCAAUGGCAAUAUUAUAAAUUCAGAAUUUUUACAGUAGUUCUUUAAGUAGUAUAAAUCACUGUAAAUGUGCCCUUUCUGAAAUCUGUGAUAUUCAUGUGGAAGUGCUGCAGCUUUCACAAUUUUGAAAUCUGAAAGCCGUUAGUUCUGUCUCUUUUUACUUCUUGCCCUUCUGGUAUUACAUUGACACUUUGAUGUUCAUAUGAGUCAUGGUCAUGUAUCACUAAUACAGAAGUGGAUAUGUGUAGUGCUCUUCAGGUUUUAUGUAAGUUUUUUUGGAAAAUAAUUAAUUUUGAGUUGUGUUGUUGUUUAUAAGAAAUUCACUGGAAGACUCUACCAAGUAUAGGGUUUGGAUGACUGUUAAAUGGCUCAUUGUAAAUUUGAGUUCCUCUUUAAACACCAGAAUCUUGUUAAGUAGACAUUGAUGUGUUUGUUUUAUGUGGGCUGCUAUGAACUGAUUUGUAUUCGCUAGACUAAUUAUUUUGUAUACAGAAUCUUGAUGCGCUGCUGAUGUGUAGGUUCCUCCUAUUGUAACCUAUUAUUCUUAGACAGAGCAUCUCUAAAUUAUUAAUAGAUCUUUGUUCACCGUUUCUGAAUUUAGAAUGCAAAUUAAGGACUCAACAAAUUUGAAAAUACUUUUUGUUUGGCAGAAUAAUUGUGGAAAACAAGCUUUCUUUUUUCCACCAUUUUCCUUAUUUUCACAUUUUUGUUUUAUAAUUUUUAUGAAAUGAGCUUUCAUAUCAUUUGUUAUGUCCAGUUCAGCUUGAUCAAUUCAGGGUACAAAAUGUCCCAAAGUUUAUUACUGUGUGUUCGGCAGUAUAUGUACCCGGCUCCAGUCAUUGUGCUACUCUGAAGUUGGGACUUUUAAAUACUGAUGUUAAACAGGUGUGAUUGUAAUAACUGCGUUUCCUGCGUCUCAAAUGCACGCAAUAAAGCAAUGCAUUAUCUUUUUGA
Thrips palmi is the source of this 4287-nucleotide messenger RNA. Its product is annotated as U2 snRNP-associated SURP motif-containing protein. The record is from RefSeq and is a predicted model, not a curated record. Gene Ontology annotation, cellular component: nucleus. Lineage: Eukaryota; Metazoa; Arthropoda; Insecta; Thysanoptera; Thripidae. The transcript has 13 exons. Bases 272 to 3133 code for a protein of 953 amino acids. Gene Ontology annotation, biological process: RNA processing. Gene Ontology annotation, molecular function: RNA binding.